AUGUCCCACUCACCUCCUCCUUCCUAUGAUGUUGCGGCUUCCUCUCCAACUUCUCAAUCCAAUCGACUUUCGACUACUUUGACGCCUCAAGACAUUCAACCAACGAUCAGUGGUAUGCCUUCCAUAACUCCUUUGGGUCUAUCUCCAUCUUAUGCUCCAGCAAUCAUGACAGGAGUGCCAAAUGUCAUUGAAAUGGCUGCCAUGACUUUGGGACAAACAUGUUCCACUCCUGGUUCUGUCUCUUCGAAUCGAAAUUCAAUGGUCGUGCCUCCUCCUUUGGUGCCAUCGACACUUUCGACAACUUCGACGCCUUCUUCGAAUCGAAAUUCUGUCGUCAUCCCUCCUCCAUCGACAUCUGUAGUAGUGACACCCUCAUCGAAUCGAAAUUCUGUUGUCAUUCCAACAUCAUCGUCACCUCCUUCGAAUAAUAGACAUUCAUGGCAAAUUGCUGGAGAUGCAUUGGAACCUUUGAGAGCUCAUUCACCACGAGAGGAUGUCAGAAGUCAUUUAUCUUCGAAUAGAAAUUCAGUGGCAUUGCCAACACCUCCAAUCGAAGAAAAAGUGAAACCACCAUCCUAUUCUCAAUCGCAUUUCGAUGACACCUCUGCAACUGCUACAAAAAAUAUUUAUCAAGCUGCUACAGGUUCGACCACAAAUUCAGAUCGACAACAGCCCAUUAUUUCGAAUAGUGACCUUAAAACAGACUUUUCACCUCCACCUGCUGUGACACCCAUUCCAAAUUUUCAUUUUGUGAAUUCUCCAGCAAUGAAUAAUAAUCAAAACACACUUCCUGAACAAAUUCCUGACAAGCUGGCAAAUUCUACCUCUCCCAGAAAAAUUCAAGACAAAUCAACGUUAUCAAAAACCAUUUGGGGUUGCUGUGGACUUUUCUGCAUUUCUCCAAUGCUUUGCUUAUUGUGUUGUUUUUCAGUUAUUGAAUUAAUUGCCAUUAUUGUGUUUCAGUAUAUUUCAACACACAAUUUAGAUCCAACCUCCACUUCAGAAGAUUCAUCCAUAUUUUCAAUGGUUCUCGUCGCACAAAUUGCCACAUUUGCUGCUGUGAUUUUGUGUUGUGUGGCUUCGUCAUUGAUGGCAACUUCUGCCAUGUGUGACAAUUCCUUGUCGAGAGUGGAAACUAAGAAUCGAUUUGUGAUUGCCAUGAUCACUGUCAUCAUUGGAAUUAUAUUCAUCAUGUUGUUAAUGCUGAGAGGUGGACUUGAAGGUUAUACUACCAAAGUUUUGAUUGAAAGAAUUCAGCCUGGAUUCACAAAUUACAUGAGUGCGCUGACGACUCAAUUCAAUUUUAUUCCUUCAGCGUUGGUUGUGCUCAUGUUUGCAUUGUGUGUGUUGACAGUCGCCGUUUGUGGACUAGUGGGAUUUUGUUGUGUGUGUUGGUUCUGUUGCUGUUCGACCAAUUUAUUUAUCAAGCAAUUAAGGCAAGAUAAGAAACAAAAGAUGGAGACUCCUUAA
This is a messenger RNA of Naegleria lovaniensis, 1470 nucleotides long. RefSeq lists its product as uncharacterized. The record is from RefSeq and is a predicted model, not a curated record. The coding region runs from base 1 to 1470 and encodes 489 amino acids. The transcript has a single exon. NCBI's taxonomy places the organism in Eukaryota, Heterolobosea, Eutetramitea, Acrasida, Naegleriidae.